CGCCAAUACAAAAUUCAGAGUGAGACCGUGACCACAUCCUGACCCUGUAGCCUGCCCGAUCCGUGGGGCCCAUGUCAGCCAGCCCAGCGCGCAAAGGCGACAGGCUCGAGGCUGAUACAGCAGGGAUCUUGGAGGACAGAAUCGAGGAGAACAAGUACGAUUUUGAGGCAUACCUCUCGCUUGCUCGCUUUCAACGCGAUAAAGCCAAGCUCGACGAAGCGCGAGAGGCGUAUGAGAAGCUUCUAAGAUUACUGCCCGCAUGCGCCAGUGUCUGGAUCGAGUAUGCCGACUUGGAAGCUUCGGCAAGCGAGUUUCAGCGCGUGGAGCAAAUCUUCACAAAGUGUCUACAGAGUGUGCUCAAUGUAGAGCUAUGGAGCUACUAUCUAGCAUACAUUAAGCGUAUGAAUGAUUUAUCCACUGGUGGAGCCCAAGCUCGCGCUACUGUUGCCCAAGCAUAUGAAUUUGUGCUCUCUCAUGUCGGUUUUGAUGUCAAAGCAGGAUCUCUCUGGCUGGACUACAUCCAAUUCAUCAGACGCACUUACCAACGCGCCGUCGUGAUUCCGCUCAAUAGUGUCGAGCAGCUGUGGCGCGAGUAUGAUUCGUUUGAAAAUACCGUCAGCAAGGCAACGGCGCGCAAGUUCUUGAGCGAACGCAGUCCCGCCUACAUGACUGCCCGCGCAUGUGCUCGCGAACUCCUUCAGAUGACGGAACCGCUCCGCCAGGCAACCUUUCCUGCUUUGCCCACCAGGAAUGCAGCCGAGAACAGUUAUGUGACUUCCUGGCGGCGCUGGAUCGGUUGGGAGAAGCAAGACCCGUUGGAGCUUGAUGAUCCUAAACAACUGCAAUCGCGCGUCAAGUAUGCUUACAAGCAGUGUCUCCAAUUUUGUCGCUUCUUCCCCGAGAUGUGGUUUGAUGCAGCAUUCUAUGCUGCUAGCAUUGGGGAGAAUGACCUGGCACUCUACCAAGAAGGUCUUGAGGCGAAUCCAACGAGCUGGCUCUUGGGCUUUGCUUACGCAGAGGCAGAAGAGCUCGCGAAACACGGCGAUGUUGUGAAAGGAACUUUCGACAAGUUGAUUUCCAGUAACAAGGAAGCCAUGUCUGAGCUAGAAAGUCAAAUAGAUGAAGCAGCACAAAGCGCUGGAGCAGAAAAGAAACUCAAAAUUGGCGCUGAAGAUGACGAUGAUUCAGACGAGGACGAAGAGCCAGGCCAGGAUAUGGCGGCACUCGCAAACGUUGAGGAGCUGAGAUCGAGACUCAAAAGGUAUGCUGAGGAGGGCACAACAGCUUACAUCAUGUACAUGCGCGCAAUGCGCAGGCUAGAAGGCAUCAAGGCCGCUCGGGCUAUAUUCGCGAGAGCCAUCAAAGAAUCCAAGCAUACAUGGCACAUAUAUGUGGCAUCUGCGCUCAUGGAACACCACUGUUCGAAGGACUCAAACGUCGCAGUCAAAAUCUUUGGACGCGGCUUGAAGCAUCACAGUGAGAACCCGGACUUUGUCCUUGAGUAUCUCAACUUUCUGAUUGCCAUCAAGGAUGAUACGAAUGCAAGAGCGCUAUUUGAGCAGACUACAGCCAAGCUUGAAGGACAUAAAGCUGUCAAGUUAUUCGAACGCUUCUAUGAGUAUGAGAGCAUGUAUGGCGACUUGAUCACGGCACAAAAGAUGGCCACGCGUAUGAGUGAGAUUGAUCCAUCCGCCAAUGUGCUCACAAGAUUUGGCAAGCGCUUUACGUUCUCAGAUUGUGAUCCAAUUGCUUCUCGAGAUCUUGGUCUGACAAGAUUGCCUGCCGCAACAGGCCCUUUUCCACCACCACCGCCGCCCCUUUCCCUGCCUCCUUUUGCCGGUAUGUCGAUGCUGCACGGGGACGGUAUACAUGCGGCAGUACGUCCCCCACCGGCCCCAGUGCCUCCAGCAGUACUCGACUUGCUCACUCGCUUGCCACCCAGUUCCGCAAUGGAUUCUUCUCGUCAGUUUCACGCCAAAGCUCUGGUGGAUGUGGUUGCAUCGCUCGACCUUGAAGCAUAUCAGGCUAAGCAACAGAAGCAAGCAAAGUCAGCAACGAGCAAUGCGACGAAACGGAAAGCAGCAGCAGCUGCCGUUGUUCCGCCUCCGGAGGAGUUGCGAGCACUGGGGAAACACAAUGAUGCCAAGGAUAUUUAUAAUGCAAAGAGACGAGCUUGAUUACAACAGGGAUAAGGACCCACUCACCUGGUCAAUCAGAGACUUUGGACCUGGUCCGAUUCCCAGCACUGUACUGGAACCUGCUGCGAUCCUAUGGCGUCA
Molecule: messenger RNA, 2279 nt
Organism: Protomyces lactucae-debilis
Lineage: Eukaryota; Fungi; Ascomycota; Taphrinomycetes; Taphrinales; Protomycetaceae
Exons: 4
Coding region: 72-2177 (701 amino acids)
Biological process (GO): mRNA 3'-end processing
Cellular component (GO): nucleus
Molecular function (GO): protein binding; mRNA binding
Source: RefSeq, a predicted model, not a curated record